Molecule: messenger RNA, 2434 nt
Organism: Megalopta genalis
Lineage: Eukaryota; Metazoa; Arthropoda; Insecta; Hymenoptera; Halictidae
Gene: hfp
Product: Poly(U)-binding-splicing factor hfp
Biological process (GO): mRNA splice site recognition; alternative mRNA splicing, via spliceosome; regulation of alternative mRNA splicing, via spliceosome
Cellular component (GO): catalytic step 2 spliceosome; precatalytic spliceosome
Molecular function (GO): RNA binding
Source: RefSeq, a predicted model, not a curated record
GACUCAAGUACUCUGUGGUACCGUUAUGUGGAAGUGCUCGCAGCACUUCCGUGAAGACAAGCUUCGGAUCGCUUCGGAUGGAAUAAUGAACGGCGCGAUGUCAAUGGCUCCAACGUCCCAGAACAAUGCAGAACCACCGAGCAAGAAACCUAGAGUUGAAGGAAAUGCAUCAGAGUUCUUGCCAGGCCCUCUGUAUGAUCUUAAUCAAAUUGGACAAGUUGUUGCUGGACCUGGAGCUAAGUAUCUUACAUUACCUGGCAUUCUAGGUGCAGGUCUUCCAAAAGUUACUUCUGAACAGCAGGAUACAGUAAAUAGAGCAAAGAAAUAUGCCAUGGAACAAAGCAUCAAAAUGGUUUUAAUGAAACAAACUUUGGCGCAUCAACAACAGCAAAUGGCUAGUCAACGGAAUCAGGUGCAGAGACAGCAGGCUCUCGCCCUCAUGUGCAGGGUAUACGUGGGCAGCAUCAGUUUCGAAUUGAAAGAGGACACGAUUAGGCAAGCCUUCUUGCCUUUUGGUCCUAUAAAAUCAAUCAACAUGUCAUGGGAUCCUGUAACCCAGAAGCACAAAGGAUUUGCAUUCGUCGAAUACGAGAUACCUGAAGCAGCACAACUUGCUUUGGAACAGAUGAAUGGUGUCAUGAUUGGUGGACGUAACAUCAAGGUUGUAGGACGACCGUCAAAUAUGCCUCAGGCUCAAUCAGUCAUAGAUGAAAUUACUGAAGAAAGUAAACAUUAUAAUCGUAUUUACAUCGCAUCGAUUCAUCAAGACCUUACCGAAGAUGAUAUUAAAUCUGUAUUUGAAGCUUUUGGUCCUAUUACCUAUUGCAAACUAGCGCAAGGUAGUUCACCUCACCGUCACAAAGGAUACGGUUUCAUCGAGUACGAAACGAUGCAGGCUGCUUUAGAGGCUAUUGCAUCGAUGAAUCUGUUUGAUCUUGGUGGUCAGUACUUGCGAGUAGGUAGAGCUAUCACACCACCGAAUGCUCUUAUGGGACCACCAAGCGGAACGAGUAUGAUGCCUACUGCAGCGGCAGUAGCAGCAGCAGCUGCAACUGCCAAGAUUCAAGCAAUGGAUGCAGUGGCCAGUAACGCGGUUGCUCUAGGAUUAACUAAACUUGGAGCUGCUGCUCCCCCGAUUCUGAAUCAAGCUUUGCCUGGUAUAGUGAGACCCACUCUUGCUCCUACCACAAUGAUGGCGCCGCCAACUAUAGCAACAGUAGCACCAGUCAUUCCUCCACCUGGAAUAGCUAUACCACAGGCUCUAACUAGACCACCAGCAAUUAUUCAACCGAUACCUGGCCAACCGGUUGUCAUACCGCCUCCAGCGGUCGUUGCCCCGACCAUAGUGGGUACUCCGGUUAUACCAGUUACGACUACCACAAAUUCCGAUAUAAUGAGGCGAGCCCAAGAACAAGCGGCUCAUCAAAAACAGCAAGAAGAACUACAGAAAAAAUUGUUGGAGGAAACGGAACCGCAAACGUUGCAACAACAGGAAAAUAUGUCAAUCAAAGGACAAAGUGCUCGUCAUCUUGUCAUGCAAAAGCUUAUGCGUAAAGUUGAAUCGCGAGUAGUAAUUUUAAGAAAUAUGGUAGCACCAGAAGACGUAGACGAAAGUUUACAAGAAGAAAUCCAAGACGAAUGUUCCAAAUUCGGUGUUGUGGAAAGAGUUAUUAUUUAUAAUGAGCGACAGUCUGAAGACGACGAAGACGCAGAAGUUAUUGUGAAAAUUUUCGUCGAAUUCUCUCAAAUGAGUGAAGCGGAACGUGCAAGGGAUUCUUUAAAUGGUCGCUAUUUUGGUGGACGAUUAGUGAAAGGAGAAUUGUACGAUCAGGCUCUAUUUGAUAACAGCGAUUUUUCAGGUUGAUCGAAAAGCUUACGUUUUUCGUGUAUUGGACUGUUUUAAUUUCUUUCAAUUGAAAGAAUUUAUAUCUGCUGUUGACUGAUGUUUCGUACUUCAAUACACGCGAAGUACCACAUACUUCUCACAAACUCCAGGAAUCAGUAUCAAAUCUCUUCAUUGAGAACAAACAAAGCAGGCUUAGUAUUCAAUUUUUGUAUCACAGAAUCUAAGUUCAAAAUUGGCACGAUAUUCGAAAUUUCAUUAAUUUUCUACUAUAUGUAGAAGUCACUGUUUUAUUACAUUGAAGAGAAUCUUCUGAAAACAUAUUAAAUGCAUGAUACUACUGAAGUUCUGUGAGAAGAGGAUAUUCCACAUACAUACAUAGUUUCAGUACCGGUUUUUCAUUAUGUCGAUUUAUUGAAGAUGCGAUCGAUGAUAUACAAAACAAAAUACCUAAAUGUAUAUGUAUAGAAACGUAGGAUAUAAUAAAUUGUUUUACAUAUAGACUAUACUUCACACAAACAAUAAAUACAUAAAUUAUACAUCAUAUUACAAGCAUAUGUUAUAAUAAAAUUUGUACAUAUUUACUACAUA